This is a messenger RNA of Podospora pseudopauciseta, 558 nucleotides long. RefSeq lists its product as uncharacterized. The transcript has a single exon. The record is from RefSeq and is a predicted model, not a curated record. The coding region runs from base 1 to 558 and encodes 185 amino acids. NCBI's taxonomy places the organism in Eukaryota, Fungi, Ascomycota, Sordariomycetes, Sordariales, Podosporaceae.
AUGGACAGAGUUAACAAAUUUUCCAGGGCGAGAUCCAUGCGAGACUACUGGACUCACCUUCGAGACAUGCCUCGAGCACGAGGUCUCGACGAGUACCGAGAGGGGGGAAACUGUACCUUCUUGGCCCUGGCCAUACAGGCUCGACUCACCAAGUAUGUCAAGACAAAACUAGACGCCGAACCAGGCACUCUGAAAAGCAAGUCGGGAAGGCCUUUACUGGAUUAUGCUCUCCGCCCAAGAAGGGUCACUCCCAUGACGAUGUCGUCCCACUCGGUAAGAGAUAAGUGUGGAAUUGACAUCGAAAUGGUUCAAUCACUCUUGGACAGAGGCGCAAAUCCGAACCAGCAAGUUCAUCUCAACGAAGGGAGGACUGUAUGGGCGCUCUUCUUGGUGUCCUGCUAUGAAUCAGCCCUCAGGAACGAGGCUACCAAGUUGUUGAAGGAAGUAUGGUUCCGUGUUUGCAAGUUGAUGAUACGGUAUCAUGCAAGCUCUACGGCUUGGUUUAGCAACAAUACAAGCCAGCCACUGACUGUAGAGGGCAUACUCGGGGUGUUAUAG